AGUUCUCCACCCGCUUCUUUUCCCUCGCUCGCUCGUCCGUCGCCCGCCUGCCUGCCUGCCAGUGCGCGCCCUCUCCCUCCCUCCCUCCCUCAUGGCGGACUGCUUCCCGCCCGAGUCGGACGACUUCCACCGCCGCUGGCUGCCGCGGGAGAUCCUCGCCGACAUUGGCAUCGCCGACCCCGAGGCCGUCGGCGCCGAGACCCCGCCCGAGGCCGCCGCCGCCGCCGCCGUGGAGGAGCUCGCGGCUCAGCUCGCCGGCAUCCUCGGCGGCGGCGCCAAGGCGUGGCCGCUCGGCCCGCCGCCGACGCCGCCUACGCCCGCGGCUCCGCCCGCCGCCGCGGCGGCCGUUGCCCCGUGCUACGGCGCGAAGGUCUGCGGGCUGCAAGGUAGCGUCGUCGUGUCCUGCGGCGAGACCAAUGGCGGCGGCGCCGUGUCUUGGCCGUUCGUGCCGUACCCGCCGCAGCUCCACUGGCAGGUCGGGAGCGGCCUGGUGAACCACGGCGGCGUGCUGGACUACCCGGUGCUGCCCCCUGCUGCUCUACCCUGCCACGUCCCGCCGCCCGCCAACCUGCGCGGCGGCACCGGCGUGUUCCUGCCGCGCAUCGAGGCGUACCGCUACGCGGCCGCUCCCCCGGCCACCGCCAAAGGUGGGGCAGCGACAAAGCCGUGGGCUGGGACUGGGAGCAGGCCGGCAACGGGGAAGAAGCAGGAGCGGCAGCAGGCCGAGCAGGCGGCGCCGGCAGCAAAGCACCCCCAGAAGCAGCGGCAGCAGCAGCAGCAGGCUACCGGCGCAGCGCUGGCUCUGCCCCAGGACUGGUGCUACCGCUGAUGAUGUGUUGGAGGCGCGUGCGUGCAUGCAUGGACAUGGACAUGGACAUGGAUGGACGCGAUGGUGCCUGCCAAGACGAUGGCGAACGUUCAAGCAAUUCGUAUUCGUAGCAGACGUUCUUUAGUAGUGGCAGUGGCCAGGGAAAAAGAAUAACAACAACAAUAAAUAAGAAUAAGGAAACGAUGAUGGAUGGAUGGAUAAUGUAGCUGCAGCUGCAAGA
This is a messenger RNA of Zea mays, 1049 nucleotides long. RefSeq lists its product as uncharacterized. Lineage: Eukaryota; Viridiplantae; Streptophyta; Magnoliopsida; Poales; Poaceae. The record is from RefSeq and is marked validated.